AUAUCUGGAAACGAAAUGCAUGGUAAUGCCAUCGGCGGCAGCUGUCACCGGCGAUUGUUUGUUUGGUUAGGAAGGCGACGGUAAUAGUAUUCGCGGCUUGUUUUCGAGUUUAGAAUAUCGUAGACAUAGAUACUACUCCACAAUGAAACUAGUAAGGUUUUUGAUGAAACUCAGUCACGAAACUGUGACAAUUGAACUGAAAAACGGCACCCAAGUGCACGGAACAAUCACUGGAGUCGACGUGGCCAUGAAUACACACUUGAAAGCAGUGAAAAUGACCAUAAAGAACCGCGAUCCCGUCCAGUUGGAGUCGCUGAGCAUACGCGGUAACAACAUUCGAUACUACAUUCUGCCGGACAGUCUCCCGCUCGAGACGCUGUUGAUCGACGACACACCCAAGUCGAAAGCAAAGAAGAAAGACGCCGCCCGUGGAGGACCCAGGGGACGGGGCAGAGGCACGCGUGGACGUGGCGGGCCCCGAGGCAGAGGUUCCCGCGGCCGCGGACGACGCUAACACUCCAGUUCCCUCACUUUGUGUACAUCUAGCCUUUAAGACCACUGUCGAAGCGAACAGAAAUUAAAUUAAACUGAAUUGCCUAAGUGUAAA
Hermetia illucens (black soldier fly) is the source of this 607-nucleotide messenger RNA. RefSeq names its product probable small nuclear ribonucleoprotein Sm D1 (gene SmD1). The coding region runs from base 143 to 514 and encodes 123 amino acids. The record is from RefSeq and is a predicted model, not a curated record. Gene Ontology annotation, cellular component: precatalytic spliceosome; catalytic step 2 spliceosome; U2 snRNP. The transcript has 2 exons. Gene Ontology annotation, molecular function: RNA binding. NCBI's taxonomy places the organism in Eukaryota, Metazoa, Arthropoda, Insecta, Diptera, Stratiomyidae. Gene Ontology annotation, biological process: spliceosomal snRNP assembly; RNA processing.